Galeopterus variegatus (Sunda flying lemur) is the source of this 3110-nucleotide messenger RNA. RefSeq lists its product as uncharacterized. Lineage: Eukaryota; Metazoa; Chordata; Mammalia; Dermoptera; Cynocephalidae. The transcript has 23 exons. Gene Ontology annotation, biological process: cilium assembly. The annotation marks the transcript as partial. The record is from RefSeq and is a predicted model, not a curated record.
AUGUUGGCAAUGCUGCUGAAGGCACUUAGCCUGGUGUGGAGGAAUGAAUCUCUACUUGGACUAAAAAAAAAGAAAUAUAAGGACAGUGUUUUGUGUAAAAAGGCAAGCAAACCUUUAAAGAAGUUCAAAGCUGCAGUAAUAGAGAUUGGAAGAACUGCAGAUAUGACAGCAAGAAGAAGAAGUAAAAAAAGGGAAACUCUAAGAGAUUUUUUUUCCAAAAAUCCAUCUAUUCUUGAAAUGGUGGAACAUGAAAGAAACAAGAGAGCUGAUGUUAGAAAAAUAGCAUUUCGAUGCCUGAUGGACCACUUGAAUCCUCUAAUAUUAGAUUAUGCUAAAAGAAAGAGGUUCCAUCAAAUAUUUCUUGAGGAGAUGCCCUGGAGAUCUCAAAUGAACCUCCAUCUGGCAAGUGCACACUUCAACCUGCUUUUACAAAAGCUGGGGGAGCAUUUGAAGAUGAAAUGUAGUGCUUCACAUUCGACGGUCAGUUUUCGAUCAUUGGAUCCUAAUAUAUUUUCACUACAUAACUCAGGAACAGUAUUACCAACAGCAAAAUUGACUGUAGAAAAUUAUAAAGCAAUGCUUGAUUUCCUUCUUACAGCUAAAAAAAGGAAGGCCAACUUACCAUCAGAUGCUGAAGAAUUUUCCACAUUUGUUAACUCCAGAACAAGCGAAGAAAAUAUGAAGACACAAACAUUUUAUGAAUCAGACUCUGAAUCAGGGCUUAGUGCUAAAGAAAAGGAUCAAGCAGCAAAUACGGGUCUAUUGGAUCAUUUUAUGAAAAUCUUUUUAUAUUGCAGGAGAGCAAUGGUUCUUGCUCAUCGUGGUGGCUACUGGACUCUGCUUCAGAAUUGCUGUCGGGCCUUCUGGAACUUUACUCAAGAGCUACAAAUACUUCUUAAACAGGCACUGGAUCUUUAUAAAACAUUUCCUAUUAGUCAGGAUGGUUUCCUUUGUACCUCUGUUUUACCAUUCUAUUUGGGAGCAGAAUUACUUAUUGACAUGUUAAUACAACUACAAAAUACCAAUUCUAUUAAGUCUAUUGAAGACAAAGGAGAGUUCAGUGUUCCAAGCUGUUAUGGGAAUAUUAAAAAUGAUAAUGGUGGUUCCAGCCUUACUUUUGAGCAUCCUUUGGAUGAUGUAAAUGUGGUUGAUUUAAAAUGGAUCCAUGACUUUGUAUUAAAAUCUCUGGAAGUUUUAUAUCAGGUGGAAAAAUGGGAAACACUAGUAUCGCUUGCCAUUCAGUUCAAUACAAUUUCACAUGAGAGGUAUACAGAACAAGUGACACCACUCCUGGUGUAUGCACAGCGCCAGCUUCUUCUGAGAAUACACAAGUUCAAGGGCCCAGACAUUGCUCAACAACCUUGUGUGAGGUAUGAGGCUGAAUAUGGAGAGAAGAUAACCUGUCGAAAUUUCAUUGGGAAACAGCUUAAGAUUAGUUCUUCAACCAAUGAAGUUGAUGCAGAAGACUGCCUAGAUUUCCUAAAAAUGCUUAUCUAUUCAGAAUACAGCAGAGCCAAAGAGCUCGUCUGCGUGCCCGUGGACGUGACCGACACUUUGAGGUGCUUUAGAGAGACCCUGGAAAAAUCCAAAUAUCAUAACAGAUCAGUCCGACACAGCAGAAAGCUGCUUUCAUUAUUUCUUGCACAGACGCAAGACGUUCUCCAAGCCAGCAAUCAAAGAAGUCUUAAAGUUCAAGCAUUGCACACUCUGGGAAGUCUUCUCGUCUUCGCGCAUAAGGAAAGGGCUGCUUUUAAGUGUUGGUGUCAAGCUCUUGAUGACAUAUUCAGAAAACCAGAUAUGCUCCAUACAUGGAAAGAGCUUGGCACCCCCCUCACCGACACCACCAACGGCUACUCACCUUCGGGUUCCAAAGACUACAGUGAGGAAUUUCUAUCAAAAGCUGGCAUUUGGGGGUGUUUGCAAGGAGCAGUCAUAUCAGCAAAGAUAGCACAAUUUAUUAAGAAAUUGAACGUUAGAAAGAGAACCAACUGCUGCAUUUUGUCUGCGUUACUCUUUCAGGGUUUGCUUAGAACCACACUUCCGCAUCCCAAAGCUGAAUGUUGCUAUGCUCAGUAUGAAAUCACUCAGCUUCUCCCAGGCAUUGACCUCUUCUCAGAUAGAUUCAGGGCUGACAUCUGUUCUGUAGUUGCAAGUCUGUACUAUGUUAUACGUGAACUGCACUUUGCGAAACAAAAUCUAAUAAUUCUUCCUCUCCUUGCAUUGUACCAAUAUUUUGUUUCUGGGAUUUGCCAAGACCUAGUCAGAAGUCUAGAAGCAAGAAUCCUCAAGAUAGAAGUCCUUAUAGAUUUGGGAUUCUUUUCUGAAGCCUUUUAUGAGAUGUCACAGAUUUUUUAUGGAAAAUACAUGCCUUGCUCAACACCCGCUGGCUGUAAAGCUGCUGGAAAAAUGAAGAUAUUUCAAUCAUUUGACUCAGGAAAACCUCUUAGCAGUAAAGAAAAUAUGCAGGCACUCGAGGAAUUAACAAGUAAAGGCUUCCCUCAAAUUCUGGUUACGAUUGGCCAACAGCAUCUCUUAAAUAAGUUUUAUUUCGUUAAAGCAUACUUUUUCAUAAGUGUGGCUGCCACAAUAAACUGUGUCCCAGAAAAUAUAUCUAAAACAUUCUGCCAAGGAGUUACUACUGAGAAGAACAAACCAAAUCUCCCAACCUUGGAAGAUCUAUGUUCAAGGGAUGAUGGAGGCUCCUUUCCUCAACUUACAAAAGUUAAAGAUGAGUUCGCUCUUAGCACACUAAAGUCAAUUUUACUGACGGAAGCUGAAGAGAAGCUGAACUGCCUUAUGACAGAGGUGGAGCUUGCUGGCCCCAAGAACCUGUCCCAGUGUUCUGCUGGCGAGUUGGAGGUUGUGGUGGAGGCCAGGCUUCAGCUGGCUGCAAUUGCUCUGCAGAGACACCGGGCGGCAUACAGUGCUGCAAUGGUAUUUUCAACACUGAAACUUCUCCAGGAUUCAGAACUUUUUAAAAAGAAAGUAGUGCAAGACGAAACAGAGAAUCCCAUCCCUCCAGGAACUUCUGCCACUGAAAAUGAAGAUGAUAAUGAGUUUUUAGAUCCUGUUUCCUUAAAUUCCCGAGAAUAUUUCAGCAUUCAUCUGUG